UUUCUUGUAUCCUAUAGUUUUCUAUUCACCAACCUGAACAAAGUCGAUCUCCUUGCUAGCCACCAUGAUCGAUGUUCAAUUCUGCUCAUUCAUCUUCCCAGUGUUUCUAAUCAUUUCAGCCCUCGUGAUCCGAUCCAUUUUCAACAAACCCUCGAGGCCAACCACCGAUAUUCGCUUGCCUCCGAGUCCACCUGCCUUGCCAAUCAUCGGUCACCUCCACCUUCUAACCCCAUCAUUGUACAAAUGUUUCCAAAUCCUCUCUGCCCAAUACUGGCCUCUACUUUAUCUUCGCUUUGGCGCAUCGCGGUGCCUGCUCGUGUCCUCAGCCUCCAUAGCUGCUGAAAUCUUUAAAGCCCACGACCUCGCCUUUGCUUCUCGGCCUCUAUUCGCCUUUGCCGACAAGUUACAGUACGGAACUUCAGGAUUCAUCAAUGCCCCAUAUGGUGAUUACUGGAGGUUCAUGAAAAGGCUCUGCGUCAAGGAGCUUCUCGGCGCUCGACAGCUCGAGCGGUCACGGCCAGUUAGACGUGAAGAAAUCGAGUGGCUGCUGCGGAGAGUGAUGGAGAUUGCUCGAGAUAAAGAGGCUGCAAUCGAUAUGGGUGCUGAGUUGAUGAGGCUUACAAACAAUACGACAUGCAGGAUGGUGAUGAGCACUAGGUGUUCAGAGCAAGAUGGAGAGGCAGAGAGGGUAAUACAGCUUGUGAAGGAGUCCUUUGAGUUGGCUGCAAAGAUGUGUUUUGGGGAUGUGUUGGGCCCUUUGAAGAAAUUGGGCUUUUGGGUUUAUGGGAAACAGGCUAUGGAUGUGACCAGGAGGUAUGAUGAGAUCUUGGAGAGGGUUCUUAAGGAGCAUGAAGAUAGAUGGAAGAGUGAAGAAGUUGAGAGAGAAGAUAAGGACUCGAUACUCCUGGAGGUUUGUCAAGAUGAGGAAGCUGAGGUCAAGAUCACAAGGACCCAUAUCAAGGCCUUUUUUCUGGAUCUCUUCAUUGCUGGCACUGAAACUUCAGCAGAAGCCAUGCAAUGGGUAAUGGCUGAGUUGAUUAAUCAUCCCUGCGUAUUCAAUAAGGUCAGAGAAGAAAUAGAAUCUGUCGUUGGAAAAACUAAACUAGUUGAAGAAUUAGAUACCGCAAAUCUCCCUUACUUGCAAGCGGUUGUGAAGGAAACACUAGGACUACACCCACCUGGCCCUGUGACACUACGAGAAUGCCGCCAACGCUGCAAAAUCAAUGGGUUUGAUAUUCCAGAAAAAACUGCAAUGGCUAUCAAUCUUUAUGCCAUCAUGAGGGAUGAAGAUUCAUGGGAUGAUCCUAACGAGUUCUGCCCAGAGAGGUUCUUAGUUUCCUUCAAGGAGAAAGAUAAAGACCAAUAUCAAAGCGAAGAAACGGGACAAACAUUCUUCAACUUUGUUCCCUUUGGGGCUGGAAGGAGAGGGUGCCCAGGAACAACACUGGCAUUCAGCUUGAUGAAUACUGCGAUUGCAGCUUUGGUUCAAUGCUUUGACUGGAAGGUUGGUGGCGAUGGCGAUAGGGUGGAUAUGCAAUCUGGGCCGGGCAUGUCAUUGGGCAUGGCUCGCCCACUUAUAACUCGUCCCGUUGUUCACUUUAACCCGUUUGCGGCCACAACAUAAUCAUAUCUUCAUCUACAUAAACAAAAUGUGCCGAAUUAUGCGGACAUCAAAAGGCAAACGUUUUGUUUUAAAGAAUAAGUAAAAUAGGUCGGACUGUUCAUCUGGUUCCGGCCAAGUGAAAUGUCUUCUUCAGUUAU
This is a messenger RNA of Juglans regia (Persian walnut), 1761 nucleotides long. Its product is annotated as cytochrome P450 705A5-like. Bases 65 to 1624 code for a protein of 519 amino acids. NCBI's taxonomy places the organism in Eukaryota, Viridiplantae, Streptophyta, Magnoliopsida, Fagales, Juglandaceae. Gene Ontology annotation, molecular function: oxidoreductase activity, acting on paired donors, with incorporation or reduction of molecular oxygen, NAD(P)H as one donor, and incorporation of one atom of oxygen; iron ion binding; heme binding. The transcript has 2 exons. The record is from RefSeq and is a predicted model, not a curated record. Gene Ontology annotation, cellular component: membrane.